UGCUGGGCUUCGAGGCAGACCUGGGCAGCGCCCGUGCCCACCGCCGAGGAGAUGACCCUGGGAGUUGAUUGGCUGACGAAAUUUGGCUACUUGCCCCCUCCGGAUCCCGUCACGGGACAGCUUCAGACGCAAGAAGAGCUCACCAAAGCCAUCAUGGCCAUGCAACAGUUCGGGGGCCUCGAAGCCACGGGUAUUCUAGACAAAGCCACGUUGAAAUUAAUGAAGACGCCUCGGUGCUCUUUACCUGAUCUUUCCGAAUCGGAGGUGCGGAGGAAGCGGCACGCUCAGGGUGUGACAAAGUGGAAUAAAAGGAACUUAUCUUGGAGAGUCCGCACCUUCCCCAAGGAAUCUCACCUGGGCCACGACACCGUCCGUGCCCUCAUGUACUAUGCCCUGAAGGUGUGGAGCGACAUCACGCCGCUGAAUUUCCACGAAGUGGCAGGCAACAACGCCGACAUACAAAUCGACUUCUCCAAAUCGGACCACGACGACGGGUACCCCUUCGAUGGCCCGGGCGGCACGGUGGCUCAUGCUUUCUUCCCGGGGGAACACCACACCGCUGGAGACACCCACUUUGACGAUGAUGAAUACUGGACCUUCCGAUCCGCAGAUACCAACGGAAUGGACCUGUUUGCUGUGGCAGUCCAUGAAUUUGGUCACGCCAUUGGCUUAAGCCACAUCUCUGCCAUAGAGUCUAUCAUGAGGCCAUAUUACCAAGGUCCUGUCGGGGAUCCCUUGAAGUACGACCUGCCAUAUGAAGACAAAGUCCGGAUCUGGCAGCUGUAUGGGGUCAGAGAGUCUGUGUCCCCGACAGCCAGGCUCGAAGCCACGAAAGAGGACGACCACCCCUUCCUGCCCGACUUGCCGGAGAAUCGUUCCUCCAUCCCGCUCCGGAGAGACGUGCCCAACCGGUGCAGCACGCAUUUUGACGCAGUGGCUCAAAUCAGAGGAGAGGCUUUCUUUUUCAAAGGAAAAUACUUCUGGAGACUGACCCGCAACAAGCAUUUGGUCUCCCUCCAGCCAGCCCAGAUCCAUCGUUUCUGGCGGGGCUUGCCUCUCAAUCUGGAUAGUGUGGAUGCUGUUUACGAAAGGACCCACGACCAUAAGAUUGUGUUCUUCAAAGGAGACAGAUACUGGGUGUUCAAAGACAAUAAUGUGGAGGAAGGCUACCCUCGGCCAAUCUCGGAUUUUGGCUUGCCGCUGGGAGGCAUCGACGCCGCGUUUUCCUGGGCCCACAAUGACAAGGCUUAUUUCUUUAAGGAUAAUCUCUACUGGAGCUACAACGACCGCGAGCGGCACAUGGACCCUGGCUACCCUUCGGAGGACAUCUUGUGGAAGGGGAUUCCCAGCAACUUGGAUGACGCCACGCGGUGGUCAGAUGGGUCUCUCUACUUCUUCAAAGGCAAAGAAUACUGGAAAGUAUUGGACGGCAGCCUGGAGGCAGAGCCCGGAUACCCACAAUCCAUUGCGAGAGACUGGUUGGUGUGCGGCGACAUGCAGUCGGACGCGCCCGAGCCGGCCGAGAGCACCAGGACCAGGGUGCGCUCCAAGCAAGGACACCACGACGAGAGCCGUUCCGAGAGUGAGGUGUGCUCGUGUACCUCGUCCUCCUCCAAGCCGCUCUGGUCACGCUCAGUGCUCGGACUCUCCGCCGGCCUCAUCUUUGCUAGCCUUCGGACAGCAGCUUUGGCCGCCGGGCCGCUAUGA
Euleptes europaea (tarantolino) is the source of this 1707-nucleotide messenger RNA. RefSeq names its product matrix metallopeptidase 17 (gene MMP17). Gene Ontology annotation, molecular function: metalloendopeptidase activity; zinc ion binding. Bases 52 to 1707 code for a protein of 551 amino acids. Gene Ontology annotation, biological process: proteolysis; collagen catabolic process; extracellular matrix organization. Lineage: Eukaryota; Metazoa; Chordata; Lepidosauria; Squamata; Sphaerodactylidae. Gene Ontology annotation, cellular component: extracellular matrix. The transcript has 10 exons. The record is from RefSeq and is a predicted model, not a curated record.